AAUUCUUCCGUCGAGCCUAUCAGCGAAAUUCCAUCCAUACAGGCCAUCAUGGUUACUACUCAGGUUCAACAGGGGCUUAAUGCUCCCUUGAUGGAUUUGCCUGCCUCUGAUGAUUACCAAAACGAUAUUCCUUUCAAACUGACGUCAGUAUUGCCAGCCGAAUUACCAGCAAAUGAUGAGGCUCAGGUAAUGUGGAGAUCUGGGCAAUGUGUCUCUCCAGAACCCGAGCGUGAACCCUUUCCGUCCUCGAGUCAGCCCAAAUGUCUUCCAGAGGUAGACGAGGAAAUUCAGUUGAAGGAUGAGAUGUGCUAA
Protopolystoma xenopodis is the source of this 312-nucleotide messenger RNA. The record is from the annotation of a GenBank genome assembly. NCBI's taxonomy places the organism in Eukaryota, Metazoa, Platyhelminthes, Monogenea, Polystomatidea, Polystomatidae.